Periconia digitata is the source of this 2253-nucleotide messenger RNA. The record is from the annotation of a GenBank genome assembly. NCBI's taxonomy places the organism in Eukaryota, Fungi, Ascomycota, Dothideomycetes, Pleosporales, Periconiaceae.
ACUUGGACGAUAUUCCUCACACAUCUCCAAUUCCGCCAACGCGCCGCCGCAAUGCGUUCAUACGUCACGUAUCUCGCAUGCGCAUUGACGGGGCUCUCGGUCGCUUCCGCUCAAAAUGCAAACAUAACCCUGGCCCCAGCGGCAACCGGAUUCGAAGCCGAUGGAGCCUCAUUUUAUUACGCAUCAAACCCACUCGUUCUCGCGAAUGACGGCAGCGCUGCAGAUGGUGGCUUCAGGGUAUUCAAUGCCGGCGCGAACUCAUCAUGGAGCCAAACAUCGCAUCUCAAGACUGGACGGUCCAAGAUCAUCACGCCUGUAUAUGACGUCGGUGGUCGUGAUUUGCUUCUGAACAUCCCUGCUCCGGACUCCGUAUUGAGAGCUUUCGAAGUCAGCGAGAAUGGGGUUGCGGGAGUCGAGCAGGCGAGAAAGAAGUUUCUAGGCGACUGGUCGACACUAUGCGUGUGGCGAAGCGCAAAGAGCGGGGAAAACUAUGGGUUUCUGUUUGGCAAGAAACAGGUCGUGCAGUUUCUAGUAAGAGGAACGGAGAACAGCACCGAGAUUCUCGAGAUCCAAACAUUCCCGAUACCAAUCGAAGGGGAGGCUUGCACGGUUCUUUCUAACGGUCUGGUCUAUUUCUCCGCAGAAGACCAGCCACUUUAUUCAUUCCAGGCAACCGAGUCUACGGUGACGCCGGAGAUCACGACUGUCAGCGAGGAGAUAGAGGUCAUUGGCCUGGCUACGUACUACCGUAUUUCCGGUGACUACCUUUUUGUGGCGCAUGACGAAGUCAUUGAUGUUUAUGACGAGAAGUUAGGUCUUGUGGGCAGCAUAUCCUUGACUGGAAUCCCUGAUCUUUCCAUCCAAGGGGGUCUCUCUAUUUACCAAGCAUCUACAUCUACAUUCCCUUCCGGUGCGAUCGCGUUCGCGUUCGAGGAUGAGGAGACUGCUGGAAUAGCCGUCGGACCCCUCGAAAGCGCUCUGGCUGCCGUCGGAAUUGAAGUUAAUACGGACUUCAACCCUCGAGACCGUCCAUGCAAUGAUUGCGAGGGUACCAUUACGAAACAGUGCUCUGAAAAUGGAUUUGAUGCAGGGUAUUCCUCGUGUCAAUGUUUUGUGGGCUUCUCCGGCUCCGACUGCAGCGAGACCAUCUGCAAAAACAGCUGCUCCAGCCACGGCAAGUGCGCAGGUCCGAACGUUUGCCAGUGCGAUGCAGGCUGGGAAGGCCCCGACUGCUCUUUCGUAGCCGUGCAAGCGAAGUAUGAGACAGCAGCGAACGGAGGAGAUGGUGACGACCCCGCGAUCUGGAUCCAUCCCACCGAUGCUUCGCAGAGCAAGAUUGUCACAACCACUAAAUCUGAGGCUGGUGCAGGAUUUACUGUCUUCGACUUGAAAGGCGAGCUGUUGCAGCAUACACCCGCGGAACAGCCGAAUAACGUCGAUGUCAUCUACAACUUCACUCUCGGCGACAAACAGACGGAUCUCACAUUCGCGGCGUGCAGGGGUGAUAACACGCUGUGUCUUUUCGCGAUCAACUCCACCGGAUUCCUUUCGCCGAUUGCUGGCGGCGUUCAGCCCACGCCCGAGGACUAUGAAGUUUAUGGCUCAUGCACGUUCCGCUCCACUAAAACGGGGAAGCAAUAUCUCUUCGUCAACAACAAAGAUGCAGAGUACUUGCAAUACGAGCUGACCUCCACGGCCAACGGAACUCUACAAACCACGCUUGUCCGUGAGUUCAUUGGAGGCUCAGGUGGCCAAGUCGAAGGUUGUGUGGCUGAUGACGCUGCGGGUUUCCUAUUCCUAGGAGAAGAGCCGGAGGGUGUUUGGCGAUAUGACGCUGAGCCAGACGGCUCGGACACAGGGAUGCAAAUCGCCAAGGUCGGCGAUGGUCGUCUAUCCGCCGACGUUGAAGGCAUCGCAUUGGUCCCAGCUACUUCCGGAGGCUCGGGCUACAUAUUCGUGUCUUCCCAAGGCAUUAGUUCGUACAUUGUCUAUGAUCGCGCACCGCCACAUGAGUAUGUCAUGACUUUCACCAUUGUAGACAAUAGGGAGGCGGGAAUAGACCAUGUGUCAAAUACGGAUGGAAUCGCUGUCGUUGGUGAUAGAUUGAAUAGUGACUUUCCGGGGGGCUUGUUUGUCACGCAUGACGAUGCCAACGAGCUGGCAGAAGGAGGCACUGCCUUAGAAGCAUCGUUCAAGCUUGUGAGCUUAGAAGAUAUUUUAGGUGAAGAACGGACCAAAGCACUAGGCUAUUAG